Mercurialis annua (annual mercury) is the source of this 1686-nucleotide messenger RNA. RefSeq lists its product as uncharacterized. The transcript has 4 exons. Lineage: Eukaryota; Viridiplantae; Streptophyta; Magnoliopsida; Malpighiales; Euphorbiaceae. Gene Ontology annotation, molecular function: zinc ion binding. The coding region runs from base 178 to 1245 and encodes 355 amino acids. The record is from RefSeq and is a predicted model, not a curated record.
AAAAAAACAUGGUAUGCCAAGGAAAAGGCCAUUGCAAACAGGUUCGGACAAUGGGACGACUCUUUCAAGGAGAUUUGCAAUUUUAUGACGAAUGUCACCGUUGCUAAUCCCAGGACAGUCUGGCAUGCUACCGGUACACCAAUUGAAAACAAUCCAUAAUUCAGAACUUUCAAGCAUAUGUUUUGGACUUACGAGCCAGUGGUGAAGGGUUUUCAGUAUUGCAAGCCUGUGGUGUACAUCGACGGCACCCACACAUAUGGAAAAUACGAAAUGACUUUGCUGAUUGCUUCUGCAAUUGAAGGGAACAAUCACAUCAUGCCGAUAGCUUUUGCCAUUGUGAAGUCGGAAACUGCCGCAUCCUGGAGGUAUUUCAUGAGGAUGUUGAAGAGGUAUGUUUUGGGUGAGCGAAAGGUGUGUAUCAUAUCUGAUCGCGGCUCCGGUAUUAUGAGUGCCAUGGAGGGGCCUGAGUGGGCGGGUGAUACCCACAAGUGGUGUAUUAGACACCUAGUGAGCAACUUCCACAACGCCUUCAAGAAAAAAUAUCUCAAAAAGCUUGCUGAAAAAGCUGGACGCGCAUACCAAGAGCAUAAAAGAGAUCGGUACAUGUCAUUGAUAGAGGCGGAUUCACCUGAGGGUUAUGCGUAUCUUGACCGCCUUGAUGUUAGAAAAUGGAGCAUGAGUGGCGACACGUCUGGAAUGCGGCAUGGUGUGAUGACAACAAACUACGCUGAGUCGGUCAACGCGAUGUUAAAGAACAUUCGGGGGCUCCCUAUCACAGCCAUGUUGGAAGCAAUAUUUAACAAGGUCAACUCCGUAUUCAUUAAGCAUGUGAACGACUACAAAAUGUGGUUGGCAUCCGGUUUCAUGUGGACUCCAGUCUGUGCACACAUAAUUGAGACUUGGGAAAAUAAGUCAAAGACUCAUACGGCUUCACAGUUCAACGUGGCACAGAAGGUAUUCAAUGUCUUGACCCAGUGCGACAAUGUAAGACAAAAGGGUGGCAAUACACAGCAAGUUCGUCUACUGGACGGGACAUGCACCUGUGGAAAAUUUCAACAGUGGAAAAUUCCGUGCUCCCAUGCGAUAGCUGCCUGCAACCAAUACGGAGAGAACUACCGUGACUACAUUUCAUGGUAUUACAAAUGCGAGGAUCUGACGAGGGAUUUCUGUCACGCACUAGCUGUACGACUAGAAGGAGCGCUGUUCUGCCGUUCGCUAGGUUGGACCACCGUAUUCGGUCGAUGAUCGAGCCUACUGGAUUUGCAGGCUGUUUUGCUAUGCGUCACUACAGCGUCGACAUGCAGCUGAUCACAGCCCUUGUGGAGAGGUGGAGGCCGGAGACCCACACUUUUCACUUACCCGGCGGAGAGUGCACGGUUACACUACAGGACGUGGCCAUUCAGACCGGACUACCAGUAGACGGUCAUGCUGUUACAGAAGGUAUUGUACAUGAUUGGGCUGCAGUGGCAGAGAGGGUUUUGGGGAUUCCUGCGGGCAGAUAUCCUAAAAAGCCUGCAAAUUCCACAGUCCGGACUUCUUGGAUCCUAGAAAGUCUCCCCGACUUCGGUGCGUUACCAGACCAGGCGACUGACGAGCUUGUCCAUCGGUACACACGGGCGUAUCUCUUGCUCGCUGUCACAGGAUUGUGCUUCACUGACCUCGGUAGUGGGAAGACUUCGUUACGGA